Messenger RNA from Geodia barretti, 431 nucleotides. NCBI's taxonomy places the organism in Eukaryota, Metazoa, Porifera, Demospongiae, Tetractinellida, Geodiidae. The record is from the annotation of a GenBank genome assembly.
UCUGAUGCCAUGAUAUUCAUUGCUAUAUGUUGCAUCUUCACCUACAUACAGCCAUGCAAGUCUACUAUUGCUAAUGUCUCACUGAGUUUCAAUGUAUUACUGCUUGGAGGACUGUACUGCAUGAGACAUUUGUGGUUUACUGACUUUUUCACACCAACUGAAACACUGGAAGUAGCAAUGAUCCUCAUUCCUCUCGUGUCUCACAUCCUGGUGUUUGUGUGGGCUGGCUAUAAACUGACUUCCUACAUUAUGAGACGUUGUGGAUACCACUCCAACCCACGUGGCUGUAGAGUGGCACUAGUCAAUGCUGUGAACAUGUGUCUCCACAGAAGAAGACGUGGUGGCUACCAGGAGAUGGCCUGAACCGGUUUAUUAUAGUGUGUAUUAAGUACAAUGUAUGUGUUUGUGAACAUUUUCAAUACCAAUGUCAU